AUGGCCCCGUGCUCCGGAGCUCAUAAUGUGCAGAACCGGGGGACCAAGCCGCAUGAGCUCCCCCUUCCCCUUCCCACACCAGGAGGUAGUAAUGCCAUGCGGAGCAACACGAGGCACUUCCCAUCGUCCCAGAGCCCUGCUGAGUUGGCAGCGCCAGGCUCUCCCAGCGAAGGCCCCACCGCAUCGACCACCCACGGCGGCGUCAGUGCUGCCGCCACCUGA
Closterium sp. Naga37s-1 is the source of this 222-nucleotide messenger RNA. Lineage: Eukaryota; Viridiplantae; Streptophyta; Zygnematophyceae; Desmidiales; Closteriaceae. The record is from the annotation of a GenBank genome assembly.